Messenger RNA from Paraglomus brasilianum, 1419 nucleotides. The record is from the annotation of a GenBank genome assembly. Lineage: Eukaryota; Fungi; Glomeromycota; Glomeromycetes; Paraglomerales; Paraglomeraceae.
AUGGAAGCUAGUGGUAGUGAACUAAAACGUCAAGCGGAAGACUAUACGUACAGCGCGGCUCUGAAAAAGGCUAAGCGUAUUACAGACUUACCACCACCCUCAAGCUUUUGCAAAGCACGCAAAUGGGAAAAGAGUCAGGAAAACGAUCCAAUCAUUUUCAAUCACAGACCUUACAGUGCAGACAUUCCUGUCACACUGUACCAUGAAGUUUUUGCUCACUUUCAGGAAAAUUGCACUAGCUGUCUUAUUUCAAAAGAUGAUUGUAAUUCUGUUAUCGAACUCACUAUGAAAAUGACAGAGGCUUUCAAAUUAGAGGAUGAUAGACGGAAUCAGUUUUCGGAGUGGGCGUCUGAUUAUUUCGAGCUUGACGUUACAAAAUUGGCACUCCCAGGACCUCGUCAGGAAGCUGAUCUUUGGGCAGGUUUCUCAAGUGGUAAAAAUACUUUCAGUCUCUUAAUUGGAGAAAUGAAAAAUGAAAUUGGUGAAGGGAGCGGAUGUCCAUAUAUACAGGCUUGUGCCUCAUAUGCCAAACAAAUUGGUACCAAUGCAAACAGUACAAUACAAAAUGGUCUCAAUCCAGCUUUUAUUAUUUACAUAGCUGGCCCAUACCUUGGUGUUGCGGGAGCAGUUUUUGGCAAUGAUUUUACAAUGGAGCCUCUCACUUCUAUGUUGCCUCUUCUAUAUUUAAAGAAUGCUCCAGAAAUGAUGAUGGUUAUUGUCCGCACUUUAGUGGCAUUAAAACUUGCUCUAAAAGAAUUGGUAGAUUAUUAUUCUACCCCUCAAGUAAUACCAGAUAUCAGUGAUCUUAAUCUUCAACGGUCAGCUGCCUUUCCUUAUCCUUGCUCAUUCAAGACAUUUGAUAACAGGAAUGUUGAGUUUAUUUACAGCAAUCAACUGUCUGAGGGCAAAUUGCUUUUUAUAGUGCAAGGUCAAAAUGAAGAGUUCAAAGAUAAAUUGAUGAUAGUGAAGUUUACCAGAAAAUAUUGUGAGGAUGCUCACCGAUAUUGUGCAGAAAAGGGAAUAGCUCCUGAGUGCUUUGCAUUCAAUAACCUUCCUGGGGGUUGGAAUAUUGUUGUAAUGGAAUACUUAGCUGAAUAUCAAAGUCUUUAUUACAUUCUAAAAAAUGACAGAAAAAACCAGAAGAAAUUAGUGCAGAAAGCCAAGGCUGCUGCAAGACUGAUGCACAAGGGAGGUUAUGUGCAUGGUGAUUUUCGUACUUCUAAUAUUAUGGUUUCAAAUGACAUGGAAGACAUGAAAAUUGUUGACUUUGAUUGGAGUGGGCGGGUAGGUGAGGCUUUAUACCCUUAUUUUAUGAGCCAAGAUGUGCCAUGGCACAAGGAUGUUGAUUGUGGUAAACCGAUCAUAGUGGAGCAUGACUUGGAUCUUUUAAAGAGGUCCAUGGAAUUUGAACCUUUCUAA